UGUCAUCACACCCAAGGAUCCUCGACUGCUUCAAUUCAGCCAUCUCGGAACAACCAAGAAUGCAGCCUGGUCAACAAGAGUACCAGCACUUCAUCCCUCAGUUCUUGCUCAAGAACUUCUCCCACCCAUUCGUCUGCCCCAACACUGCCAGAACGCGGAAGAAAUGCAGAAAGCCUCAUCAUGAGAAGAAAAAGCACCCGGGCGAUCCAGUUCUUAACUGCUUGGACAUAUCGUCACGUGGCUUCUCCGUCCAGGAAUAUCCCGUCAGUCGCGUAUGUGGCCUGGAUGAUAUGUACAUCAAUUUGGCAAAUACGACAAAGGAUCGCCGCCGGUUAGAGGUCAAGUUUAGCAACUUGGAAAGGGAUGCGAGUCAGAUCUAUCGCAGAAUUGUCACUGCCUACGGAUCUGGAGAGUCGCAAGUAUGCAUGACCAGAACCGAAAAGGACCUGCUGCGGAAAUUUCUAUUCUUGCUCAAGUACCGUGGAUCGCAGUUUUAUUGGACAUACUACAAUGCCAAGAGUAUCAACGAUUAUAAGGAAGAUGACAAAGAGCUCCUAGAAGCUUACAUGAAGAAGAGAGGAUUUCACCGACCCAUAGACGUAUGGCUCGAGUCUCUGGAGACUAUCAUCGACAUCCACAUGGACGCCGAGCGAACGUGGGAGCAGCACAUCGGGAAGAAGAUGUAUUUUUCCGAUGCUGAGUUUUUCAUCGAUCGAAUAGGGGCCACGUAUCUUGCCAUUUGCACACCAGAGAAUCCGGAAGACGAAUUCAUUCUCACAGACAACAGCUUCAAUGUAUAUGAAGGCUAUGUCACGGGCGUACAAGACGAGACGACUGGCAAGUUCUCUCAAACAUCAUAUCCAUUCCACGACUUUUCGACGCUAUCUCCACGGUUGAUGCUCGUUCUGCGGUCUACGUAUCUUCCUGAGCCUCUCGAAGACGCCAUCCCAGAGGUGAAGAUGGAAAAGCGGAAUCUGCGGAUGCUCUAUUCUACCUUGAAAGAGUCCAACCUAGAGGAUCUUCCUGUACACAAGGCCGUUUGUGAAGACAUGAUGAAAAGAAUUGCGAGGCGAGCAAAUGAACCUGGAUAUGAACCGGUGUAUCAUCAGGGUGAUAGGUUCUCCUUCAAGUUUUUCCGAAUCCCCAACCGUCAUGUGCGCUUGAUCAACGGACUCCUACUCGACCAUGCUUUUCAUGGCUCUAGAAUUGUUUUCAACCAGAAAGACGUCUUCCUGGACCAGUUGGAGUGGUUCUUGACGGAUCCUCAGGCAGUAGGAAAGGUUCUGGACGACGAGAACAGGUCCGCUCGGCUCAGAUACCUCCUACUCUUGACCAAUUUUAUGGCAGGUGAAGGGAGGGAUAUACAGUUGAGAUGCGACCUGUCGCCAAUAGAAACUACAACUGAUGUGGAAAGUUCUCGGUUAAGGAACAUAGCCUCGAUGAGGAUGCUCGAGGAAAUGAUGACUAGCAACUCCAAUGAUAUUUGGACCUUUGAUGGGAUUUAUAAGACGCUAGGCGGAACACAAGCAACGCUUACCGAAGACACGGAACAGUCGAUUCUGAUGGUUUCCUUCGGGAUUAAAAUCAGCUCCUGGAGUCGUGGACUUUCUGAGACAGUUCGACGCAGGAAUCACACUCGCAUCCUGAAUGCAUAUCAGCGCCUCCCGUGCAGAAGAUUCUGGAUGUACUUGAAACGAAUUAGGUCCUUGUCAGCAGGGGUACUGGAGAUGUUGUCACAUGAGCAUUUAUCAUUCCGCGACGACCAGAACUGGCGAGGGCCGGAAGAUAUGCUCACUUAUGGUCAGUUAAAUCAUGACGACCGCCAAGUUUAAGUGAGAUGAACUGAGCCAUGAAUAGCAUAUGCUUUGAUCGAACCGUUCAAACUCAACGCCGCCAUGUACAAAGCUUUUGAGAAUCACAUUGCCAACUUGAGCCUCAAGGAAAAGAUGGUCAUGGCGUAUAUCACGGCACAAAGGCAUGACAACUCAGAAAACAUGGCGGAGAUGUUUGUGCAAGGGCCACGUCAGGCAAAAUCAUAUUCGUCUGAUUAUGAUGUGAUCAUAGAGGAGAUCGACGAUGACUACAUUGUCGAGUCUAAGACACGACAAGCUCCG
Messenger RNA from Ilyonectria robusta, 2114 nucleotides. RefSeq lists its product as uncharacterized. The coding region runs from base 60 to 1832 and encodes 590 amino acids. The record is from RefSeq and is a predicted model, not a curated record. NCBI's taxonomy places the organism in Eukaryota, Fungi, Ascomycota, Sordariomycetes, Hypocreales, Nectriaceae. The transcript has 3 exons.